AUGGCAGGCUGUGGAGAGAAAAGAGAAAUCGCUCUGUCGUGGCUUGAGCGCUUGACCAACGCAUCCAUGCCGAAGGCGCACCCGCCGCCGCGAACGCCGCCGACUCCGCUCUCCACGCGUAAUGGCGACGCGGAGAGUAGUCAGGGCUCCUUUCAGUCGCGGCUUCAGGCGGGGUCUGAGUCUCCAGCCACAACCGCCGCCGCCUCUCACACCUGCCGCAGUGCCACAACCGAGUGUGUGCCCAGCGAGACCUCGACCUUGCGGUUGACAACCUCUGGGGUGGAGCGGUCGCUGGGCGCGCGGCUCGAGCGGCGGGCACACGAGCGGCAGUUGAAGCGGCACGUGCUCGCGCAGCGGCUCCGCCAAUCGCGCUCGUGGCGCGGCCGAGGCACGAUGCCAUGGCGUGCCCUGCUCAACGGAAAGCGCUUGCGCACGGCGGCAGCGCUGGCGCACCGCCGGGAGAGGCUGUGUGGCGCAGCCUUCGGGGGCUGGCUGCUGCUCGUGUCCCGAGCGGCUGCCGCUCGCGGCUGCAAGGAGGGGGUGCUUCGCAUCUGCGCCUUGCGGCUUCGCUGCCGCCACACGCAGCGCCGGGGCCUGAUUCGGAUGCGGGAGAUGGCGGCAGUGCACGCCGAGCGGGCGGCGGGCGCUCUCCGCGCCGUGCGUGCCGGCUGGCUGCGCCGGAUCCUCGCCGGGUGGGCGCUAGUUGCGCGGGCGGCGCGGGACCAGCAGGCGGCAGAACUGCUACGGCGGGAGCUCGAGGUCGUCGAGGCGUUGAGGCGCUUGCACUUGCGCGUCGCCAUCGCCGCGUGGGUAGCCAGGGGCGAGCGGCGCCGCUUGCGGCGUGCCGCCCGCGCGUACAAGCAGCAGCUCCUCUCUAGGGUGGAUGCUUGGCUCGAAGGCAUGGAUGCCUCGGCCAAUACACAGGGACGGCAAGGCUCGGGCCGCUUGCUUCCUCGCGUGCCUCCCCUCCCCUGA
Emiliania huxleyi CCMP1516 is the source of this 975-nucleotide messenger RNA. RefSeq lists its product as hypothetical. The transcript has 3 exons. The coding region runs from base 1 to 975 and encodes 324 amino acids. NCBI's taxonomy places the organism in Eukaryota, Haptophyta, Isochrysidales, Noelaerhabdaceae. The record is from RefSeq and is a predicted model, not a curated record.